Molecule: messenger RNA, 791 nt
Organism: Teleopsis dalmanni
Lineage: Eukaryota; Metazoa; Arthropoda; Insecta; Diptera; Diopsidae
Product: very-long-chain 3-oxoacyl-CoA reductase-A-like
Exons: 4
Coding region: 1-759 (252 amino acids)
Cellular component (GO): endoplasmic reticulum
Molecular function (GO): oxidoreductase activity
Source: RefSeq, a predicted model, not a curated record
AUGACCAUUUUAAAAGCGAUGCUUGCUAAGAAGGGCAUUAAUGUGAUUCUCAUAAGUCGUUCACUAUCUAAAUUAGAAGCUGUAGCUAAAGAAUUAACUGAUGCUUAUAAAGUUCAAAUAAAAAUCAUCGACAUUGAUUUCAAAGAUGGUCCCCAAAUAUAUCAGAAAAUUGAAAAGAAUAUUACAGGUCUUGAUAUUGGCGUACUUGUUAAUAAUGUUGGCAUCAGUUAUUUAUAUCCAGAAUUUUUUAUCGAGUAUAUUACUCGUUACCCACAAUUCUUACGUGAUAUUAUAUCAGUCAAUAUACAUUCAGUUACUAAUAUGUGUGGUCUAGUGCUUCCCAAUAUGAUUGCGAAGAAAAAAGGUGUUAUCAUUAACGUAUCAUCCUUUUUUGCAGUAAUAGCCUCUCCUUUAUUAAGUGUGUAUAGCGGCACAAAGGCAUUUGUGGAUAAAUUCAGUGAAGACUUACAAACAGAAUAUCAGAGUCAAGGAAUUAUAGUGCAAAGUUUACGACCGAGUUUUGUCAUAACAAAUAUGACGCAUAAUCUCAAGCUUAACUUAUUCGCUCCAUCCGCAGAAGUAUAUGUAGAUUCUGCUUUGAAAACUGUUGGUAUUGCUGGUAAAACGAAUGGUUACUUUCCACAUGCAUUAUUGGCACUUUUUGCUUAUUUGAGCGGUAAUUAUAUCACUAAAAUUGUGCAUUUCAAAGAAUUUUUAAGAAUAAAAUCUCUUCUGUCUAAAUCAGAAAAAGAGAUAUAAUUCCGUAAUUUCGUAAGAAAACCACUGCAUUA